Messenger RNA from Micropterus dolomieu (smallmouth bass), 5747 nucleotides. Its product is annotated as plakophilin-4-like. Gene Ontology annotation, cellular component: plasma membrane; cytoplasm; nucleus. Gene Ontology annotation, biological process: cell-cell adhesion; cell-cell junction assembly. The transcript is spliced from 22 exons. Lineage: Eukaryota; Metazoa; Chordata; Actinopteri; Centrarchiformes; Centrarchidae. Gene Ontology annotation, molecular function: cadherin binding. Bases 304 to 3729 code for a protein of 1141 amino acids. The record is from RefSeq and is a predicted model, not a curated record.
CGGACGCCAGGGGCAGAUGGGUGCAUUGAAAACCCACACCGGAUAAGAGAAAAGACAAAAACACAAUUCUGCACGAGGAGUGUGUGGGGGCGCAAGGGACUGUUUGUGGCUUGUUUUGUUUAUUUAUUGCGUCGGCGCGUGGGGAAUGUAGUAGGUGUCACGGCCGCCUGCAGGAGGAGGAUGGAUGCGUAACAGGAUUGAUCGAGCCAGCUGUGGCCUGCUUCUAACAGCAACAUCUGGUAGGGUCAGAGAAGGCGCCUCAGCAGCCAGCAAGUUCUGGACUAUAGCUGCGAGGUGGAGGGGAUGGAGGAGGGGGACGCAGAGAGGGAAGGGCCCAUGGCGGUCAGAGAGGGGCAGAGUGGUCACGCCCUCCCUCCGAACGCCAGCAGCAACACCACCACUACCACCACCACCACCAACCUCCUGGCUUCUGUCAAAGAGCAGGAGCUUCAGUUUGAGCGGCUCACUCGGGAGCUGGAAGAGGAGCGGCAGAUCGUGGCAAGCCAACUCGAGAGGUGCAUGCUGGGAGCUGAGUCGCCAGCUGGAGACAGUAGCAGCUCAUCUGAGAAGUCGUUUGCAUGGAGAUCUGCAGGCGGAGAGUUGCAUGGCGGAGUCAUUGAGCCGUCUGGAUGCCCAGGUCGUCACCUGGAGGCAGAGGAGGGAUUCUACAUGCCUGAACCGGACCGUGCCUCCCUGCAUGACAGUGAGGGCUCAGGAGGUCACUCGGCCCAGAUUACCUCGUAUUCAGACAGCGGCUACCAGGACAGCAGUGUUAGUUAUUACAGCAACCAGAACGUUGUGCGUUCGGAGCCCCGAGCCUCGAUAUCGAGAAGCCCAAGAGCUGAGGGUCAAGCCUCUGGGCAGGUGUCUGGCCGGAUGUUACGGAGGAUGGCCUCCCUCCCCUCCAGGAGCCAGUCUCCCGGAUGUGGCACUGCUGGCACUGUCUCACCCUCCCGGAUCUCCCUGCUAACAUCCCAAGGCAGCACCUACGACUCACCCAUCCUCUCUGAGCCAAAACCUCUGGCCGCCAUAUUCCCCGGCACCAGCAUGCCGCCCUCCUGCCCUUCGCCAACCUCCCCAACAGAGGGCACACAGGCCCUGAGUGGUGGGGGAGGAGGAGUGGUAGGAGGAGGAGGUGGUCGUCUGGGCUCCACCCUCUCUCUGGUGGAGGGAAAGGGUUUGACGGGGUCACCACUGCGUUCAGGUAUGACAGCGGUGCCUCAGCACUACGGCUCCACGCUGCCCAGGCAGAGCCAGCCGCUGGCCUACGGAGCUGAUCCAUACGGCCUGUACCAGAGGAGCGCACUCCCCCGCCCCGACAGCCUCAUAGGGCUUCACAGCUCAUACGCCGGUCAGACGGGGCAGAUAGAUCCAGAGCUGAGGGCAGCGUCUCCAGACUGCCACAUGACUCCCGUUUUCGAUGAGCGCUCGUUCCACAGCCCCCUGUUCCAUAGCCCAACCCACGACCCCCAGGGCUCCCUCUACAGGACAAACACUGGUAUGGGGACCCUCCCUCGGGCUGAAAGCCACUGCAGCACGCUGCCGUACCAAAGAAGCAGCUAUGGGUUGAGCACUGCAGCUCUGUACGUCGACUCCUACAGGGUCUCCGGCGAGCCCGUCUACUCCCACCGGCACUCUGGACUGAUAGACCGGGUGGCCACACGCUCCCCGUCAAUCGAAAGCAUCCAUAAGGACCCCAGGGAGUUUGCUUGGCGUGACCCCGAGCUGCCGGAGGUCAUCUACAUGCUGCAGCAUCACUUCCCCUCCGUCCAGGCCAACGCCGCCGCCUACCUGCAGCACCUAUGUUACGGAGACAACAGAGUCAAAGUGGAGGUGUGUCAACUUGGAGGGAUCCAGCACCUGGUGGACCAGCUGGAUCACAAGGUGGCUGAGGUUCAGAAGAGCGCCUGCGGGGCCCUGAGGAACCUGGUGUAUGGCAAGGCCACCGACAACAACAAGGUAGCACUGAGGAACUGUGGAGGCGUCCCCGCCCUGCUGCGCCUCCUGAGGAAAACAACUGACAAUGAAGUCCGCGAGCUGGUCACUGGAGUCCUGUGGAACCUGUCCUCAUGUGACGCAGUGAAGAUGACCAUCAUCCGCGACGCUCUGACCACGCUGACCAACACAGUCGUCAUCCCACACUCAGGCUGGAGCAGCGUCUCGCACCGUGAUGAACACAAAGUCAAGUUCCAGUCCUCCCUGCUGCUACGUAACACCACCGGCUGUCUGAGGAAUCUGAGCUCAGCAGGUGAGGAAGCCAGGAGUCAGCUGCGUUGCUGUGAAGGUCUGGUGGACUCGCUGCUUCACGUCCUCAAAGCCUGCGUCAACACCUCCGACUACGACAGCAAGAUCGUGGAGAACAGCGUCUGCACGCUGAGGAACCUCUCGUACCGGCUGGAGGUGGAGAUGCCCUCCUCUCGUCUCCUCGGCAACCAGGAGCUGGACACCCUGCUGGGCUUCUCCUCUCCGGCCAAGGAGCUGGACUACCUCUGCUGGGGCAAGAGGAGGCGCGGCAGAAAGAGGGGCGGCUGGCCCGACGACAAGUGGGAUGGUGUCGGGCCGAUCCCGGGUUUCUCCCAGGUUCUGAGGGGGGCAGAGCUGCUGUGGCACCCAAUGGUGGUGAAGCCAUACCUCAACCUGCUGGCCGAGAGCUCCAACCCCGCCACCCUGGAGGGCGCUGCCGGGUCGCUGCAAAACCUCUCUGCUGGAAACUGGAAGUUCUCAGCCUACAUCCGAGCAGCCGUGCGUAAGGAGAAGGGUCUGCCCAUCCUGGUGGAGCUGCUGAGGAUGAACAACGACCGGGUCGUCUGCUCCGUCGCCACCGCUCUCCGGAACAUGGCCCUGGACGGCCGCAACAAGGAGCUGAUAGGAAAGUACGCCAUGCGGGACCUGGUAAACCGGCUGCCCGGCGGCAAUCCCACCGUGCUGUCAGACGAUACAGUGGCAUCGGUCUGCUGUACGCUGCACGAGGUCACAAGCCGCAACAUGGAGAACGCCAAAGCUUUAGCCGACAGCGGAGGCAUUGAGAAGCUGGUGGACAUCAGCAAAGGACGAGGGAAAGGGUACUCGAUGAAGGUCGUGAAGGCGGCAGCUCAGGUGCUGAACACGCUGUGGCAUUACAGAGAGCUGAGGAGCCUUUACAAACAGGACGGCUGGAACUACACUCACUUUGUCACCCCUGUCUCCACUCUGGAGCGAGACCGCUACCUUUCCCAGCCGACCCUGCCCACCAGCCCGCUUGAGAUGUCCCCUGUCAUCCAAUCAGGUGGUAGUGCAACAUCCUCGCCAGCGAUGCUUGGGAUAAGAAGACACAGUUCAAACUAUCAGAGGACGCAGUCAUCUAUGCAACUCAACGCGUAUUAUGGAGACAAUAGUUUACACAAACAGCAGUACACAGGGUCCGAGAAGAAAACUCCGUAUUUCAUUGGGACUUAUUCUUCCCAGUCAGGGGAGGAUUUGAGAAGGUCCCAGCACACAGAGCCAUUUUACGACGAACCCGACAGGAAGAACUACAACAGCUACAGAAUGUACCUGUCAUCCCCACAAGGCUACGGAGAGGAGCCAUAUGAGGACGAACAGGUCCACCUGACGCCGUCCUCUCCCGACGGCUAUGCCGGCCAGUCGCUCCAAUUCAAAGCCAACACCAACUACGUGGACUUCUACUCCACAACACGGAGGCCUUCAAACAGGGCCAACAAGUUCACCGGCUCCCCCGACUCCUGGGUGUAGAAACAAAACGGACGCCGUGUACGUUGAGCUUCACCGUUUUGGCCGUCUGUCUCAGUGGGUGUUUGUGUGCACAUGGGUGGGUACGCUGUGUGAAAGGAUGGAGGAUGCAUGUGAAUGUGUGUGCAUCUGUGUUGAAACUGUGCUGAAUGACCAGGGCUUGGUUUGGUACACGCAGCUUUUGACUAAUUCAGACCAUGUGCACAAUAAUGCUGAUAAAUAUCAACCAUUCCUUUAUUUCUUACCUUCCUUCCACACUGAAAACCUUGUCGGACAGUGAAUGCGUGGAGUGGAGUGUUUUGAAAUCAGGCUUGUCAUUCUGAAGUUUAAAGCUAAAACGAUUAGUCAGUGAAUUGAUAGUCGACAACCGUAAUAAUAAGCAGCAGUUGCAUUAAGCAGCUCUAGAAGCUUCCACUCCCUGGAGAGACGAAAACAUCAGAUAUUAGUAGACUCAUUAAUAAUGAAACAAACAUAAAUGCCGUUUGUCAUCACAUUUAUCACAUCGUUUUCAUUUGUUUGUAGUUUGAAUGGCAUUCUUUUUAUUACAUCAUUUCAAUGCGCCCUCUUCUUCUGCAGCAGAGGUUUAAUUUUAACUGACUGGAGAAGCCACCUACUGUUGUCAGAGGAUUAUGGAGCCCUUCUUUUUAUUACAUCAUUUCAAUGCGCCCUCUUCUUCUGCAGCAGAGGUUUAAUUUUAACUGACUGGAGAAGCCACCUACUGUUGUCAGAGGAUUAUGGAGCCCCUAAGGGGACAUCUGAAAAAAAAAAAAAAGAGUAUCUGGUGCUCACUAGAUACUUUCAGGUGCACACCAGAUAGUAUCUGGUGAGCAGGAGAUACUGUCUCUUGCGCACCAGAUCCUUUCUCGUGGGCAUGAUGUGUCCUCUGGUCCCAUGGUUCAUUAGCAUUUUCUUUUAUUGAUUUUCUGGAAUUUUGGUUCAAAUUUGUGUAAUAUUUCGGUGAUAAGCUGACAGUUGUUGCCUACGACGGUGGUGUUAUAGAUCACCUCCUCUGUUGAGCGAUGGUUGUUCCAGGUUGUUCACACCAGGCUCAUGUGACUCACAUGACUACCAGGUGGACUAACAACCCUCGUGCAACCUUUUACGACUCUGAAGGUGCCAACGACCCCACAGAGGUUAAAUACCUGGGUGGGGAGACCGUGUCAAACUGAUUGGAAAAUGAGAAAUGUAGAUGUAGAACAUAGGAUAUAUUGGAUAUAAAACAUUUUCAACAUUAUCUGCAUUAUUACGGACAUGGAUGGAGCUUCAUUUCUGUCAUAUUUGAGUAGCACAAAGAUGGGGUUAGUCAAAAGGUGCUUUUUUUUUUAAAACCCAGGCCUCACCUUGUUAUUCACCAGUGUUUGUUAAGGUCAACUGAUUUAAUUUUCCUCUGCUGUAAAAGUGUGCACUGUGUUGGUUUGAUAACAUAAAUAUCGUUCGCAGCAUCAUCAUGAAUACGAGAGAAAAAGAACUUAGUGAGGCUGAGGAUCCUGUAACAAAACCACACCUGGGACAAAUACUAUUUACCAUAUUAGCAGCACUGUUUGAGUGUGGUAAAUAAAACCAAACAGGAUAAAAGUUGCUCCACAAAUUGUUGUUAAAUAUUAUUCGAAACAGGUUUGGAGACCUUACCAAUGAGUGUCAUCACUCUCGGGAACCUUUUAAGACUCAGAGAACCAGGGUUACAUCUGUAACCCUUUGCUUUUCUAUAUGUUGGCCAAAAGUGCAGUGUAUAUCAUAAAGUAUGUGAAAUAUGUGACAAAAACAUGUGAAAAUCUAUUUGUACAGAUACAAUGGUUUAACUGUCCUGUUACAUUGUUUUAUUCAAUAUGUAGAACUUUAUAUGUGAUUGUGUGAAGAUUUUUCUAUUAUUUAAUAAUUUAUUUGUAUUAAUUUACUUGUAACCUGACCAAAAUACCCCGUCUGUCUGUUCUGUCCCAAAACUGAUGAUGAUGAUGAUGAUAAUGUGCAAUGUUACAGAGGGAAAUAUAUGUAUAGGGAUUAAAGAUUAUAUCAUGACAUGA